AAACCCAAACUGGUCAGAGCAACUAGUGCAUCUGCAUUUCCCAGAGAAAAGACUGUUUUCUCUGCAGGGAGCCACUUCGCAAACGUACGUGUGGAGGUGUUAACUUUAACAAGGAGAACAUUUCAACUGACUUGUACUUUGAGCAUUUAUUAAAGCAGUCUACGUAUGAGAUACCCCCGUUAAAUUCCUUCUGGAUACAGUUAUUGGAUUAAAUGAUGGCCAACGUAUUUGAAAGGCAUAGAAUCCACACAUCUAAAAACUUUCACCACGAAAGAGAUCUAAGCAAGAUGUCAGCAGACAAGUUUAGCACACUUCCGAGGAAUAUGUAUAUGGGUCAACAGUGUUCUCUGGUGUCUUCCAUGGACUUGUUGAGCAGCAAGGCCAGACCUGUCAGUCCAUGUUCAAUGCUACAGCAGACCAUUUCUAUCCAUGGCACACUUCCAAGGAAAAAGAAGGGCAUCGUACCCUUUAGAUCAUGUGAAAUGUAUACCCACAUGGGGACUCUGCCACAUUCCAAGAGUCGUCCAUCAAAGUCACGCCAUAUGUAUGAUGCAAUAGAUGAAUAUCCACCCCAUGUUCUGAAUGAUGAUAUGGCUGGCUUCAGGGAUAAAGGUACCACUGAUCCUGCUAUGGAGUACGUGAAGUUUUCUAAAGACAGGUAUAUCAUGGAUGGAACCCCAGAAAAGCUGAGAAAAGAACUAGAAGAGGAGUUGAAGUUAAGCAGUGAAGAGUUGAGGAGUCACGCUUGGUACCACGGACGCAUUCCUCGGCAGGUAGCAGAAAGUGUACUAAAGAGAGAUGGAGACUUCCUGAUCAGGGAUUCACUUUCCAGCCCAGGGAACUUUGUUUUGACUUGCCUCUGGAAAAGCAGCCCUCAGCAUUUCCGAAUCAACAAAGUUAUCAUCAAACUUAAUGAUGCCUACACCCGUGAGCAGUAUCAGUUGGAGCGGGAGAGCUUUGACAACAUCCCUGCAUUAGUCAUGUAUUAUGUGGGGAAUCGCAAGUCACUGUCUCAGCAGAGUGGAACAGUUAUUUCCCAUCCAGUCAACAGAGCACUUCCACUCAGAGUCACAGAAGAGAAAUUCGUCUCUAUAGUCAAUCAGAGUCAAAUAGCAGAAGAAAAAAAAGAAAUCACAAAGCGACUGAGCUUAAAUAUUGCCAACGGACUUUCGCAUGAACAGGCUCUGAUACAGGGGAACCUUUUAAGGAAUAAAGAGAAGUGUGGAAGCCAGCCUGCAAGCCUGGACCACAUGCCAGAAAAAAGACGACCUCUAAAAGCACAUCAGUCAGAAAGCCAUCUCCCUCUAGGCUCAAAAGCUCUCUCAAUAUCCCCUACAGUGGAUACAAACACACUUCCAAGGUCUCCUGUGUUUAGAACAGGAAGUGAACCUGUUCUCAGUCCAGCAAUGUUACGAAAAAUCACCUUGGAAGGCCAUGCAGGAGAAGCUUUAAGAGGAUCGGACAGUCAGCUGUGUCCCAAACCGCCUCCCAAGCCAAGCAAGGUGCCAUCCAUGAGACGGACACAUUCUCCCUUACUUCAGCCUCAACCAGAGUUUAACUAUUGUGAACUUCACCCUAUACCUCUGAACUGCCGAAAAAAACAGCAUUCUCUCUCUCAGAUUGACAGUUAUGUUGAACGAUUGAAAACCGAAGAAAGCAAACACAUUCCUUACCGAAAAUCAGAAACAAACUUUUGUAUCCUGGAACCGAACAAUUUACAGCAAGUUAAAAAUACGCUAAAUGAUCAGAAUGAGAAAGAAAAUGAAGACGUUGCAUUUAUUAAACCAGUAUUUGAGACAGUGUCUAGUUUCAAACCAAAUAGUUUCGAAUCUAAGCUCCUUCCAGCUGAACACAAACCCUUGGACACAUCAGCACUGAAACGUGUUAAAGAACUCUUUCACAUCAAUGACACAAAGACAAUUGGCAAACACAUUCUGAAAAUGGACUGCAAGGUUGCUAGGAUAGUAGAUGUAUCUGAAGAGGUGAAGGGCAUGAUGGGAGUAAGCUCAGGCCUAGAGCUCAUUACUUUGCCUCAUGGACACCAGCUGCGACUGGAUCUAAUUGAGAGACACAGCACCAUGGCAAUAAGUAUCGCAGUGGAUAUUUUGGGAUGCACAGGAAAUGUUGAUGAGAGAGCAGCAACCUUAAACAAGAUAAUUCAGCUAGCAGUAGAACUGAAAGACUCAAUGGGAGAUCUCUUUGCAUUUUCUGCAAUCAUGAAAGCAUUAGAUAUGCCACAGAUUGCAAGGUUGGAACAAAUGUGGACAACACUGCGACGUCAGCAUACUCACACUGCUAUCAUAUACGAAAAGUGCCUUAAACCAUUUAUGAAAGCUUUACAUGAAGGAAGUGGUGUUCCACUUAGUGAUACAACAGUCCCACUUCUGAUGCCUCUGGUGACACUGAUGGAACGUCAGGCUGUGGCCUUUGAAAGUAUGGACCAGUGGGAGAAGAAUGACCAGAAUUGUGAAAUUAUGAUGAAACAUCUGGAUAUGGCACGAAGUGUAGCACAAAAUGCAGAUGUCUAUAGAACAAAUGCACAGAAAAUACUGGAAGAUUUCAAGCCAGAUGAGGAGCUACUAGAGAUGUUUAAAACUGAAUUUCAGAUGCGACUCUUGUGGGGCAGUAAGGGUGCGCAGGUUAACCAGACAGAAAGAUACGAAAAAUUCCAUCAGAUUUUAACAGCACUGUCAAGGAAGCUAGAGCCUCUGGUGAAAUAUUCAGAUGUAUAAAUUUGAAAACAUUCUUCAAACGCAUUCAAGAUGGACAUCCUCUUUUCCUUAAAUCAGAAUAUUUUUCAGAGAAAAAAAAUUGACUUUCUCCCCUCUGGUGAAAUAUUCUGAUGUAUAAAUCUGAAAGUGUUCUUCAAACUCAUUCAAGAUGGACAUCUUCUUUUCCUUAAAUCUGAAUAUUUUCAGAAAAAAAUAAAUAUAUGCUUUUCUGGGGUGGGAAGGAGUUCCCGCUUUAUCUGUAAUUACAAGUGCUUCUAGUUUGCAAAGAGUUAAUUUAUUAUUGGUGGAAUUACCACAUUUAGUGUCUCCAUGAAGACAAAGGUUAAAAUGUCACUUGACAAUCGUACCUGCUAGCAGUUGUUUUGAAAUGAAUAUUGGACUGAGAGAUAACAACAUGCUAGCUAAUAAAAACUAUUUUGUAACUAACUGUUAUUUUAGCAGCUGUAUAUUUUCUUAAGCUAAUGUCACAAAAAAGCUGUACAGAGAUUUGUGUAUAUAUAUAUUUUAGUUUUUAACUCAUGAUUGCUGAUAAAAUAUUAUUCCUGUGUAAUAAAGUAUUCGUGGACUUGUUUUAAUAGCUACACUUCUGACUACAGAUGUUCUUAAAAACACCUCAUCAUUAAAUGCUAGUUGUAUUAUCAGAAAA
Messenger RNA from Protopterus annectens (West African lungfish), 3378 nucleotides. RefSeq names its product BCAR3 adaptor protein, NSP family member (gene BCAR3). Gene Ontology annotation, biological process: small GTPase-mediated signal transduction; positive regulation of peptidyl-serine phosphorylation. Gene Ontology annotation, molecular function: phosphotyrosine residue binding; guanyl-nucleotide exchange factor activity. Bases 213 to 2732 code for a protein of 839 amino acids. The record is from RefSeq and is a predicted model, not a curated record. NCBI's taxonomy places the organism in Eukaryota, Metazoa, Chordata, Ceratodontiformes, Protopteridae. The transcript is spliced from 12 exons.